AUGGGCACAUCGCACGGCAAACAACGCCUAUAUGUGGCGUCCGAUGGAAAGGAAAAGUCAACGUUGAAACGACAAAAUUACCGUGGGCUGUCUUCUGAAAGACGAUUAUUUAAUGAUCAUGGUUACAUUCGUGAGUUGAGUGAUUUCAAACCUGCAUUUGCGAACCCCCUUUCUGAUUAUCGCAGACAAAUGCGAGCUUCAUCUCCAUGUCUGGCGUUCAGCACGAGCUCUUCCAAUAAAUCGAAAUCCAACCAGAAGGUGCGACAAAAUUUGUGCCAUGUAUCGGUUCCUACUGCUUCACAAAUGCGGUCUGGCUAUGCUCAGUCAAAAACUCUGGCAUACGAUAAUAGUUUGGAAUCCUGCGGAAAUGUGCGUCACAAUUCGGCGGCCAGAAGAAAUAAAGCUGCUAAAAGACAUCAACUUCGCAGAUCAGAAGAGAAUAACAAGGGACUACGAAACGGAUCCAAAAUGGAUGACAACUACGGGGCAGAUGCUGCAUCAGAAAGUGGACUUUUCGGCGCACAUGAUUAUUCAGACAGUGGAGACAGGCACAACCUAGUGAACACUGCUAGAGUGUCCGAUAAAGAAGUCUCUGUUGGAAACCAGCAGGACAUGGGGCCUCUGGAAACUGGAACUUCAUCAAGCUUGAAUGCAAGGUUGAACCCGAGGGAAUUAAAUUAUCCAGAAAUGUCCACUGGGGAUAUGGCACACACAGCAGGGCCAGCAUUCACAAACACAAGUGAGAGGCAAGAUUGUUACAGUGCUUCCACGCUGGUAACAGACAAGCCCCCGACGCCGCCUCAAAAAUCCAAAACAACAAACCUCCCGACACUGCCAGAGAGACGGCCACCCCGUCCUGUAGAAUCAGCGGCCAAAAUACGAACAACAGAUUCUGGGUUGCAAUUUUCUGCUAUGAAUCGGCUUCCCACUCCCAAACUAAGAGAUCACACUCCAUCCGUACGUUCCAGUUCACUGUCUAGGCCUUCCACAGCAGAUGGUUGGUCCCGCAUUCCACAGGACCGAGCUAGCCCAUUAACUGUGCUGAAACCUAGGCGUAGCAGCUCGGUUUCUCAAAAGUCAGAAUCGGACUCAAAUACAGAGAAACAACAGAACUUGUCGAGAAUCGAAUAUACCUUUUACAUAAAUGACACAGAAGCCUAUCAGAGACCAUUCUAUGACAGACGAGUUGAGGCCAUCGCAAGAGCCAGUCAGUGUAGUAUAUCCCUCCACAAGCCACCUCCGGGUCACAAGCCAGUUUAUUAUAAAGGUAUACGCGUCCUACCGGUUACGAUAUCAUCACGCACCAUGGUUUCUUUAAAGCGCUGCAUAGCACGACUUGAUAUGCAGUACCCAUAUUUUAACGUCAAAGCAUUCUGUCCACCGGAUAUGUAC
Opisthorchis viverrini is the source of this 1392-nucleotide messenger RNA. RefSeq lists its product as hypothetical. The transcript has a single exon. NCBI's taxonomy places the organism in Eukaryota, Metazoa, Platyhelminthes, Trematoda, Opisthorchiida, Opisthorchiidae. The record is from RefSeq and is a predicted model, not a curated record. The annotation marks the transcript as partial.